AUGUCAAAGGAAUUUUCAACAAAAAGGGCGGAAAAUAAGGAAUCCGUUGAGGAAUCCUUAAAGAAGAAUACCAUAGGUUUGGUUCACCUCGAUGACUUCAAACUCAAACGUAAGCAAAUUGAAGAGCAGGCUGCGAGAGACGCUGCUGGUACUUCCUCACAUGCUGCACGCCCCAAAAAGAAAUCUAAAACUAAAAAAUCCUCAUCCAAGUUGUCCUUCGCCGAUGGUGAUGUUGAGGAUGGUGAUGAUAUUCAUCAUGGCGAUGAUAUACGCCAUGGCAAUCUAAAUAUCAAGAAAUUGUCUAAAAAUCCUCAGGUAGACACUUCCUUCUUACCUGAUAGGGAUAGAGACAUCAGUGAGACUUCUCAGCGUGAAAUUCUUCGUAUUGAGUUCCUUGAAAAGCAGGAACAGAUUAAAUCUGAGGAGUUGACAAUUCAUUUCGCUUUCUUUGAUGGUACUAGUCAUCCUUCAUCCCUUACUUGCAACAAAGGCGACACUUUCACUCGAUUUUUAGACAAAUCUAGACAGAAUUUCACUCAACUAAGGUCAAAUCAUGUGGAUAACCUUAUGCUUAUAAAGAACGACCUCAUUUUACCCCCGCAUUACUCUUUCUACGACUUUCAAGUAAAUCAAACACGUUCAAAACAAGGCGAGCUGUUUAAUUUUACAGACGCUGACUCACCCGCUAAGGUUGUACAACGCACCUGGUAUCACAACAACAAACACAUAUUCCCCGCAUCAAAAUGGGAGCAAUUUGAAAAACCAUCUUCAUAG
Messenger RNA from Wallemia ichthyophaga EXF-994, 774 nucleotides. RefSeq names its product Protein FAM50-like protein. The record is from RefSeq and is a predicted model, not a curated record. Gene Ontology annotation, biological process: chromatin organization. The transcript has a single exon. Gene Ontology annotation, cellular component: nucleus. NCBI's taxonomy places the organism in Eukaryota, Fungi, Basidiomycota, Wallemiomycetes, Wallemiales, Wallemiaceae. Bases 1 to 774 code for a protein of 257 amino acids.